Molecule: messenger RNA, 5718 nt
Organism: Ailuropoda melanoleuca (giant panda)
Lineage: Eukaryota; Metazoa; Chordata; Mammalia; Carnivora; Ursidae
Gene: CLCN6
Product: Cl-/H+ antiporter 6
Exons: 23
Coding region: 58-2781 (907 amino acids)
Biological process (GO): transmembrane transport; chloride transport
Cellular component (GO): intracellular membrane-bounded organelle; lysosomal membrane
Molecular function (GO): voltage-gated chloride channel activity
Source: RefSeq, a predicted model, not a curated record
GGAUUCUGGGUGGGAGGGGGUUGGCGGAGGGUUCCAGAGUGGCAGUAAAGGAGGGAGAUGGCGGGGUGCAGAGUGUCCCUGUGCUGCUGCUGCAGGUGGUGCUGCUGCUGCGGUGAGCGUGAGACCCGCACCCCCGAGGAGCUGACCAUCCUUGGAGAAACACAGGAGGAGGAGGAUGAGAUCCUUCCAAGGAAAGACUAUGAGAGUUUGGAUUAUGAUCGCUGUAUCAAUGACCCUUACCUGGAAGUUUUGGAGACCAUGGACAAUAAGAAGGGUCGCAGGUACGAGGCGGUGAAGUGGAUGGUGGUGUUUGCCAUUGGAGUCUGCACUGGGCUGGUGGGUCUCUUUGUGGACUUCUUCGUACGCCUCUUCACCCAGCUCAAGUUUGGAGUGGUACAGACGUCGGUGGAGGAGUGCAGCCAGAAAGGCUGCCUUGCCCUGUCGCUCCUUGAGCUCUUGGGUUUCAACUUGACCUUUGUCUUCUUGGCAAGCAUUCUUGUCCUGAUCGAGCCAGUGGCAGCAGGUUCCGGGAUACCCGAAAUCAAAUGCUAUCUGAAUGGUGUGAAGGUGCCCGGAAUUGUCCGUCUCCGGACGCUGCUCUGCAAAGUCUUCGGAGUGCUGUUCAGUGUGGCUGGAGGGCUCUUUGUGGGGAAGGAAGGCCCCAUGAUCCACAGUGGAGCAGUGGUGGGAGCCGGCCUCCCCCAGUUUCAGAGCAUCUCCUUACGGAAGAUCCAGUUUAACUUCCCCUAUUUCCGAAGUGACAGAGACAAGCGGGACUUUGUAUCAGCAGGGGCGGCUGCCGGAGUUGCUGCAGCCUUCGGGGCCCCCAUCGGGGGUACCCUGUUCAGUCUGGAAGAGGGCUCGUCCUUCUGGAACCAGGGGCUCACGUGGAAAGUGCUCUUCUGUUCCAUGUCUGCCACCUUCACCCUCAACUUCUUUCGUUCUGGGAUUCAGUUUGGAAGUUGGGGUUCCUUCCAGCUGCCUGGAUUGCUGAACUUUGGCGAGUUUAAGUGCUCUGACUCUGAUAAAAAAUGUCAUCUCUGGACAGCUAUGGAUUUGGGUUUCUUCGUCGUGAUGGGGGUCAUUGGGGGCCUCCUGGGAGCCACGUUCAACUGUCUGAACAAGAGGCUUGCAAAGUACCGUAUGCGAAACGUGCACCCGAAACCUAAGCUCGUCAGAGUCUUAGAGAGCCUCCUGGUGUCUGUGGUAACCACCGUGGUGGUGUUUAUGGCCUCGAUGGUGUUGGGAGAAUGCCGACAGAUGUCUGCUUCGAGUCAAAUCAGUAAUGACUCAUUCCAGCUCCAGGUUACAUCAGAAGAUGUCAACUCAAGCAUCAAGACCUUUUUUUGUCCCAAUGAGACCUACAACGACAUGGCCACACUCUUCUUCAAUCCCCAGGAGUCUGCCAUUCUUCAGCUUUUCCAUCAGGAUAGUACUUUUAGUGCCGUCACUCUGGCCUUGUUCUUCGCACUCUAUUUCCUGCUUGCAUGUUGGACCUACGGCAUUUCCGUGCCAAGUGGCCUUUUUGUGCCCUCCCUGCUGUGUGGGGCUGCUUUUGGACGUUUAGUUGCCAAUGUGCUCAAAAGCUACAUCGGCUUGGGCCACAUCUACUCGGGGACCUUUGCCCUGAUCGGUGCCGCAGCUUUCCUGGGCGGGGUCGUCCGCAUGACCAUCAGUCUCACGGUCAUCCUCAUCGAAUCUACCAACGAGAUUACUUACGGGCUGCCCAUUAUGAUCACUCUGAUGGUGGCCAAAUGGACAGGGGACUUCUUCAACAAGGGCAUUUAUGAUAUCCACGUGGGCUUGCGAGGUGUGCCGCUCCUGGAAUGGGAGACGGAGGUGGAAAUGGACAAACUGAGAGCCAGUGACAUCAUGGAGCCCAACCUGACCUACGUCUACCCGCACACCCGCAUCCAGUCUCUGGUCAGCAUCCUGCGCACCACGGUCCACCACGCCUUCCCGGUGGUCACGGAGAACCGGGGCAACGAGAAGGAGUUCAUGAAGGGCAACCAGCUCAUCAGUAACAACAUCAAAUUCAAGGUACAGCAGCCCGAGGAAAGCUGCAUAGAUGCUGUGGUGGUGUGCCCGUGGCCAGCAAUCCGUGGCCUGCCCGGUAGAAACUUCUGUCCCCAUCACCCUCUGCACGCACAGAAAUCCAGCAUCCUGACACGGGCUGGUGAGCAGCGCCGACGGAGCCAGUCCAUGAAAUCGUAUCCGUCCAGUGAGCUGCGAAACGUGUGUGAUGAGCACCUGCCCUCCGAGGAGCCGGCCGAGAAGGAGGACCUCCUGCAGCAGAUGCUGGAGCGAAGAUACACUCCCUACCCCAACCUAUACCCUGACCAGUCCCCGAGUGAAGACUGGACCAUGGAGGAGCGCUUCCGCCCUCUGACGUUCCACGGCCUGAUCCUGCGAUCACAGCUUGUCACUCUGCUCGUCCGAGGGGUUUGUUACUCGGAAAGUCAAUCAAGUGCCAGCCAGCCGCGCCUUUCCUACGCCGAGAUGGCUGAGGAUUACCCACGGUACCCCGACAUCCACGACCUGGACCUGACGCUGCUAAACCCUCGCAUGAUUGUGGACGUCACCCCGUACAUGAACCCUUCGCCCUUCACCGUUUCACCUAACACCCACGUCUCCCAAGUCUUCAACCUGUUCAGAACGAUGGGCCUGCGGCACCUGCCCGUGGUGAAUGCCGUGGGAGAGAUCGUUGGGAUCAUCACCCGACACAACCUGACCUACGAGUGUCUGCAGGCCCGGCUGCGGCAGCACUACCAGACCGUCUGACGGCUCAGGCGGCCGCGCUGCCACGCGCCAGCCCGCCCUGUCCCAGAGAUGCCUGGGGAGGGGCGGCUCGCUCGUGCUCUGCCGCCGCGGCCGGCUGGGGCUGUUCCAGGACACGGAAGAUUCCCACUCACCCACUCGCUCGGAAAGCCGCCAAUCAUCGAACACCUCGCCAGUCCGCGAUCCUGGGGAUGGUGUCCAACCGCGAGAGCCUGGGCUUGACUGACUUUCUCAGCAAGUAUCUUCCUGUUUCCUGCUCCCCGCUCUCCUGCCGUCCAGCAUGGGCCCCUGCCCCAGGCCCCUCCACCCCGCACAUGCCAGGACCGGAGGGGGCAUCAGGCCUCAGCCACCGGGGAGUGACACCCAGAGCAGUUUUCCUGCUGCCUUCUGCCACUUUCCUAGGGAACCCAGCUGUUGCCUUAAACUGUAACGGGAGGGGCUUUGGCCAAGGCAAGUGCUGGGGUGAAGGCCAGUUGCAAAAUUAAGUGAGUUACCAAAUUGAGGACUGAGGCAUGGAGCUUACCCGCGUUUCAGGGGGGCUUCCUGCGUUGGGACUCUUGACAGGCGCACCAGUUCAUUUGAAGGGGAACACGGCCUCCUGGGGGAGCUGCUGCUCUGGGCCCGCCCCCGUGGUCAAGGGCGCCUCAGAAGCGCCACCCUCCCAGAAGCACAAGUCCCAUGGGUCAUCCCAGAGGGCGAAGUCUGACGAGACCGUCCGGACUUAACUGCCGCCCUAGUUUUUAGCAUUUCGGCUUCUCUCCUGGUGACUCCGUGGUCCGUCCCUCGUCCCUCCCCUCAGCACCGAGUUACUGACUUCCCGUGAGUUCUUACACGGUCUUCCUGGUGAGGCAGCCACAGCCCAGGUGUCUCCCCCCUCUGCACCCCCCCCCAGUUAGCUAAAAGCAGGGCACCCCAUGAUAAAACUGCUUAGCCCAACUCUGGGGAAUGGUACUGUUACCUCUGAGACAGAAGCCAGUCUUGAACCAGUGAGCCCUGCAGGAAUGUCCUGUGGCCGAGAGGCCGGUUUCGGACAGAGCAGAUGGCUUAUUCCAGGAGGAGGGCCUGUGCCCGUCACACCCCUGUCUCACACACCCCUCCCCCCCACUGCUAGCUGUCGCAAGUCCACUGAGGGGCCCGGACAUGGAAACUGUGCUGCGGGGGGGGGGGCAGGGGGAAGGGACACCUGCCAGCACGUGCCCCGAGGCCCGAGCACGACCUCCGGGAAGGAAGCCUCUCUGUCUCUCCGUGACGGCAUCUCUCCAGGCUGGGGGGCCCCUCUCUGACCAGGCCCCCAAAGUGAACACUUGGUGUCGGGUAUUUCCACUUCACUUUCCUCUCAACCUCUGUGCUCGCCCCCUGCUUGCAUCCACACCCUCGGCCUGUCUCCUGCAGCCCUGUGGCAGACAUGCUUGGGGACUCAAGAUGCCUUUCAUUUGCAUACAAGUUUGUGUUGGGUUUUUUGUGUAUAAACUGUGGCAGUUACCCCAGAGCUCGCCCUCUGCCUGGGGCUGACUCCCGUUGCCAGGACUGCCAUGCAGCCUGGGGGUGGGCACCUGUCUCAGCGUGGCCGGCCCAGGUCCUGUGCUCAGCCCGCUCUGCUCCCCUAAGUGAGGGGGCUGCCUCACGAUCUUUCCCGCCUGACUGUACCUCCCCACCCGCACUCCAUCCUUCCCAUUUUCUUAUCUUUUUGACCAAAAAUACUCUGACUUCUAAAUGUUUCAGCUUCCUUGGAUGCAUUUGACCUGUGAAAUGUGGAUGGGACCCCCGAUAAAUAGUAGGGGAAAUCACAAGGACCAAAAAGGCAAGCCCUUCUAAAUACGGUUGUGUUCGGCCCACUGCCACUUUAUUUUAAGGCAGCAUUCAGAGCUUGGCCACGUUAUUUCUUCCUUUUAUGAAGAGGGAAACCGGUUGCCCAAAUCAGGAGAACGUCAGGACUGCCCAUCACAGAAGCUGAUGAAUCCCCUCUUCCCGUUCGUCAGUGAAAUUGGCAGAACUAAGGUCCUGCAGGGGGAUCCUCUGGCCUCCAGGGCUCUGGGGUCACCAGCUGCCUGGCUCAAGGCCGUCCCGGGUGAAUGUGUUUGGAACUUAUCCCUCAUGCACAUCCAGUCCCCACAUACUUCGUUCCCAUUGGAAUAGCCCAGAGGUAGCUGACAGAACGCACGCGCCUCCCUCCUCAUGAACUGACCACACAGCCGCGAGGUCCCAAACUCAGGCCCCUCUGGAAAGGCACGUUGCUUCUUGUCCUCCGUGGGUGUCUGCCCUUACCAGAUAAGCCCAAAGACAACCACUGCCCCACUUGUAACAAAUAACUGGAAGCCUCACUCCUCUGAUAGUUAGAAACCCACGUCCACAUCCCACCUAUUAUCAGCCCCUUCGCCCCUUGGUGGUAACGGUACGUCCGCACACACACAAGCCACAGGGGGCUCUGCGGCUGGCUAGAGAUGGUUUUCUGUGUGCCUGCUGUCUCCCACUGGGUGGUUCACGUUCCCCAGCUGAGGAGCCGGGCAGGUAGGGAGCCAGAGUCCCUCCCAACUGUGGGACCUUGGCACUCGGGAAGGAUUUGCUCAUGACCUUGUUUAACGAACGGUUCCUGGCUGGGAUGGACGCUUGCUUGCUUGACCCAACCAACUGUAGGACGUUUCUGAUGCAAAAUUGUGUACUGAUGCAGCUGUCAGAAAGAAAGCCUCUGGAAAGGCCGGAGGCACCGUCCCAGGCCCCGUGCAUCAAUGUGCAGUAUUACCCACGGCUCCCAACCGUGGCAGGCUUCCUUCUUUCUGUUCGCACUGUUGGUUUAGGUAGUAAUACUAGCUAAUUUUGUUGUGUACAUACAUUGUAUUUUUUUAAUUUGUAAAAUUAUAUUUUUAUUUGAACUUUUGGAACUUGGAAGUUCUCAUUGUAACCGUAACACGUCAGAAUAAAAUGUCUUCAUCUGUCUCCUUU